Molecule: messenger RNA, 3777 nt
Organism: Micropterus dolomieu (smallmouth bass)
Lineage: Eukaryota; Metazoa; Chordata; Actinopteri; Centrarchiformes; Centrarchidae
Product: probable serine/threonine-protein kinase DDB_G0282963
Exons: 8
Coding region: 1-3777 (1258 amino acids)
Source: RefSeq, a predicted model, not a curated record
AUGUCAAAGCAGACACACAGCAAUAACAGCAACAGCAGGACCAUUGGAUCUGAGGGCGAGACGGCACCUACACGAGAGAUCAGCCCCAACAACAACCACGGCUUCCCCAACAGCAACCACAUCAGCGGCAACAACAACAACCACGGCUUCCCCAACAGCAACCACAGCUGCGGCAACAAGUACUAUAGGGGCAACAACAAUAACAACGACUUUCCCAACAACAACCACAUCAGCGGCAACAACUACUACAGAGGCAACAACAACAACCACGGCUUCCCCAACAGCAACCACAGCUGCGGCAACAAGUACUUUGGUGGCAACAACAAUAACAACGACUUUCCCAACAACAACCACAUCAGCGGCAACAACUACUACAGAGGCAACAACAACAACCACGGCUUCCCCAACAGCAACCACAGCUGCGGCAACAAGUACUAUAGGGGCAACAACAAUAACAACGACUUUCCCAUCAACAACCACAUCAGCGGCAACAACAACAACCACGGCUUCCCCAACAGCAACCACAUCAGCGGCAACAACAACAACCACGGCUUCCCCAACAACAACCACAUCAGCGGCAGCAACUACUGUAGGGGCAACAACAACAACCACGGCUUCCCCAACAACAACAAGAGCAACCACUGCUCGAACAACUACCAGAGCUGCCCCAACAACAAGAACAUCAGCACCAACAACUACUACAAGGACAACAACAACAACCACAGCUUCCCCAACAACAACAAGAGCAACAACUGCUCGAACAACAACCACACCUGCCCCAACAACAACCACAGCUGCUUCAGCAAUAACCAAAUCUUCCAGCAACGCACAGAUGACCACGGCUUCCCCAGCAACAACAACCACAUCAGCGGCAACAACUACUAUAGGGGCAACAACAACAACCAUGGCUUUCCCAGCAACAACAACCACAUCAGCGGCAACAGCAACCACAGCUUCCCCAACAGCAACCACAGCUGCGGCAACAACUACUAUAGAGGCAACAACAACAACCACGGCUUCCCCAACAGCAACCACAGCUGCAGCAACAACUACUAUAGGGGCAACAAGAACAACCACGGUUUUCCCAGCAACAACAACCACAUCAGCGGCAACAGCAACCACGGCUUCCCCAACAGCAACCACAGCUGUGGCAACAAGUACUAUAGGGGCAACAACAAUAACCGCGACUUUCCCUACAACAACCACAUCAGCGGCAACAACUACUACAGAGGCAACAACAACAACUAUGGCUUUCCCAACAACAACCACGGGUUUCCCAACAACAACCACAUCAGCGCUUCAGGCAAGGCCCAGACAACCGAGGCUACCCCAACAGCAACCACUGAAGCGUCAACAACAACAACCUCUGCUGCGGAAGCAUCAGCAACCACUGAGGCAGCAACAACAACCACGGCUUCCCCAACAACAACCACUGAAGCGUCAACAACAACAACCACUGCUGCGGAAGCAUCAGCAACCACUGAGGCAGCAACAACAACAACCUCUGCUGCGGAAGCAUCAGCAACCACUGAGGCAGCAACAACAACAACCACUGCUGCGGAAGCAUCAGCAACCACUGAGGCAGCAACAACAACAACCUCUGCUGCGGAAGCAUCAGCAACCACUGAGGCAGCAACAACAACAACCACUGCUGCGGAAGCAUCAACAACCACUGAGGCAGCAACAACAACAACCACUGCUGCGGAAGCAUCAACAACCACUGAGGCAGCAACAACAACAACCUCUGCUGCGGAAGCAUCAACAACCACUGAGGCAGCAACAACAACUACUGAAGCGGCAACAACCACAACCACGGCUACCCCAACAACAACCACUGAAGCGGUAACAACAACAACUACUGAAGCGGCAACAACCACAACCACGGCUACCCCAACAACAACCACUGAGGCAGCAACCACAACCACGGCUACCCCAACAACAACCACUGAAGCGUCAACAACAACAACCACUGAGGCGGCAACAACAACAACCACGGCUUCCCCAACAACAACCACUGAAGCGGCAACAACAACAACUACUGAAGCGGCAACAACCACAACCACGGCUACCCCAACAACAACCACUGAGGCGGCAACAACAACAGCUACUGAAGCGGUAACAACCACAACCACGGCUACCCCAACAACAACUACUGAAGCGGCAACAACAACAACCACACCUGCAUCAACAAUGACAACCACACCUGCUCCAACAACAACCACGGCAGCCCCAACAACAACUACUGAAGCGGCAACAACAACAACCACACCUGCUCCAACAACAACCACGGCAGCCCCAACAUUCACAGCUGCCUCAACAGCAACCACAGCUGGUUCAACAGCAAUUACCAACUUCUGUUGCCCGAACAACUAUCAAAACUACCCCAGCGGAAACCACACCUGCUCCAACAACCACAACUGUCCCAACAACAAUUAUGUCAACCUCAUCAACCACGGCAGCCCCAACAACAACCACACCUGCUCCCACAACUGUCCCAACAACAAUUAUGUCAACCUCAUCAACCACGGCUUCCCCAACAACAACCACUGCUGCGGAACAACUUCUGUUGCCCGAACAACUAUCAAAACUACCCCAGCGGAAACCACACCUGCUCCAACAACCACAACUGUCCCAACAACAAUUAUGUCAACCUCAUCAACCACGGCAGCCCCAACAACAACCACACCUGCUCCCACAACUGUCCCAACAACAAUUAUGUCAACCUCAUCAACCACGGCUUCCCCAACAACAACCACUGCUGCGGAAGCAUCAACAACCACUGAGGCAGCAACAACAACCACGGCUUCCCCAACAACAACCACUGAAGCGUCAACAACAACAACCACUGCUGCGGAAGCAUCAACAACCACUGAGGCGGCAACAACAACAACAACCACGGCUUCCCCAACAACAACCACUGAAGCGGCAACAACCACAACCACGGCUACCCCAACAACAACCACUGAGGCGGCAACAACAACAGCUACUGAAGCGGUAACAACCACAACCACGGCUACCCCAACAACAACUACUGAAGCGGCAACAACAACAACCACACCUGCAUCAACAAUGACAACCAUACCUGCUCCAACAACAACCACGGCAGCCCCAACAUUCACAGCUGCCUCAACAGCAACCACAGCUGGUUCAACAGCAAUUACCAACUUCUGUUGCCCGAACAACUAUCAAAACUACCCCAGCGGAAACCACACCUGCUCCAACAACCACAACUGUCCCAACAACAAUUAUGUCAACCUCAUCAACCACGGCAGCCCCAACAACAACCACACCUGCUCCCACAACUGUCCCAACAACAAUUACGUCAGCCUCAUCAACCACGGCAGCCCCAACAACAACCACACCUGCAUCAACAAUGACAACCACACCUGCUCCAACAGCUGCUUCGGCAACAACCACAGCUGCUUCAGCAACAACCAAAUCAACUUCUGUUGCCCGAACAACUACCACAACUGUCCCAACAAGAAUUACGUCAGCCCCGUCAACCACGGCUGCCACAACAACACCCACACCUUCAUCAACAAUGACAACCACACCACCUGCUCCAACAACAACCACGGCAGCUCCAACAUCCACAGCUCCUCCAUCAACUACCACAGCUGCCUCAACAACAACCACACCUACCCCAACCACAAGAACAGCUCCUCCAACAACUUCUGUUUCACCACCAAGUACCACAGCUGCUCCAACAAUAAUCAUAGCCGACCCAACGACCAUUGCUCCAACAACAAACAUAUGCAGAGGUUCUCGUUGGGGUGA